CAGUGUGGAAAGAGUUUCCCAGACAUGAAACGGCUUAAAAUGCAUGUAAAAAUUCACUCCGAAGAGAAACCUUUUGUGUGCCACCAGUGUGGAAAGAGUUUCCGACUCAAAAGGAAACUUACGGCUCACAUGAGAGUUCACACGGGAGAGAGGCCUUACACCUGCAAACUGUGUGGGAAGAGCUUCUCCCAAAAAGGAAACAUGAAGACUCACAUGAACAUUCACACUGGAGAGAAGCCGUUCACAUGUGUUCAGUGCGGAAAGAGUUUCACGCGUGAAGGAAACCUUAAUUCCCACAUGAGUCUUCACACUGGAGAGAGCCCUUACACCUGCAAACUGUGUGGGAAGAGCUUCACAUUAAAAGGAAAUCUUAACACUCACAUGAGAAUUCACACUGGAGAGAGGCCGUUCAUAUGUGUUCAGUGUGGAACGAGUUUCCGAUGUAAAGAAACACUUAGGUACCACACGAAUAUUCACUCAAGGGAGAAGUGUUUUGUAUGUCAUCAGUGUGGAAGGAGUUUCACAGACAAGAAUCACCUUAAGAAACAUGUAACAACUCACACUGGGGAGAAGCCUAAUAUGUGCCAUCACUGUGGAAAGAGUUUCACAGUCAAAGCAUUGCUUAGGGUUCACAUAAGAGUUCACACCGGAGAAAAGCCGUUCUCCUGCCCUCAGUGUGGAAAGAGCUUCAGAUCUAAAGGAAACCUUCAGACUCACAUGAGAGUUCACACCGGAGAGAAGCCUUACACAUGCCAUCAUUGUGGAAAGAGCUUCAGAUUUAAAGGAAACUUUAACAAUCACAUGAGGCUUUACGUGUCUUCAGUGUGA
Rhinichthys klamathensis goyatoka is the source of this 828-nucleotide messenger RNA. RefSeq names its product gastrula zinc finger protein XlCGF8.2DB-like. The transcript has a single exon. Gene Ontology annotation, molecular function: RNA polymerase II cis-regulatory region sequence-specific DNA binding; DNA-binding transcription factor activity, RNA polymerase II-specific. The record is from RefSeq and is a predicted model, not a curated record. Gene Ontology annotation, biological process: regulation of transcription by RNA polymerase II. NCBI's taxonomy places the organism in Eukaryota, Metazoa, Chordata, Actinopteri, Cypriniformes, Leuciscidae. Bases 25 to 828 code for a protein of 267 amino acids.